AUGCCUGGCUUCUCCCCGCCUCUCUUCCUUCCCUCUUUCCCCCGCCUCCUACUUCCUCUCUGCUCAGACUCUCUACCACACCCGCCCUUCAGACCCCAGGCUCCAGAUCCCCUUGGCCCAGACAUGAGGAAAGGCAGAACUCCCACCCGUAGCCUGGCCCUAGUCCUGGCCCUGCUCCUGACCCCAGGGGGUUUCAACCCAGUCUGGGCCCAAAAUGAAUCGAGUCCCUGCCCAGCCUUGGGCCCGGGAGUCCUGGCUGGGAUUGUGCUUGGAGAUCUUGCUCUGACCAUCCUCAUUGCCCUGGCCGUUUACUGCUUGGGCCGCCUCGUGCCUUCGGGUCGGAAUGCCUCCGAGGCUUCCAAGAAACAGAGAAUGACGGAGGCCGAGUCCCCCUAUCAGGAACUCCAGGACCACAGAACGGAUGUCUACAGUGACCUCACGCCCCAGCAUGGAUUCUAUAGAUGAACCUGAAGAUCUCCAGUGGGGGCCCCUCACAACAUCUGACUCAAUGAACCCCAGAAGCUGUGACUUCAGUGCCACUAACCCUUUACUGCUCCCUUCUCUGAUCUCUCUUUUCCCCUUCUACCAUUCUUUCCCCAAUAAACAUGGAACAGAGAAA
This is a messenger RNA of Gracilinanus agilis (Agile Gracile Mouse Opossum), 619 nucleotides long. RefSeq names its product transmembrane immune signaling adaptor TYROBP (gene TYROBP). Gene Ontology annotation, cellular component: cell surface. The record is from RefSeq and is a predicted model, not a curated record. Gene Ontology annotation, biological process: negative regulation of B cell proliferation; positive regulation of natural killer cell activation; negative regulation of transforming growth factor beta1 production. Gene Ontology annotation, molecular function: signaling receptor binding. Lineage: Eukaryota; Metazoa; Chordata; Mammalia; Didelphimorphia; Didelphidae.